Messenger RNA from Sitophilus oryzae (rice weevil), 4363 nucleotides. It is a transcript of the gene NFAT, whose product is annotated as nuclear factor of activated T-cells 5. NCBI's taxonomy places the organism in Eukaryota, Metazoa, Arthropoda, Insecta, Coleoptera, Curculionidae. Gene Ontology annotation, molecular function: RNA polymerase II cis-regulatory region sequence-specific DNA binding; DNA-binding transcription factor activity, RNA polymerase II-specific; transcription factor binding. The transcript is spliced from 10 exons. Gene Ontology annotation, biological process: regulation of transcription by RNA polymerase II. Bases 304 to 3330 code for a protein of 1008 amino acids. The record is from RefSeq and is a predicted model, not a curated record. Gene Ontology annotation, cellular component: transcription regulator complex.
CAACAGCGAUUCAGUCAGUUCAUUCAAGUCGGUAGCGCGUACAGCACUAGAGAAGCAGAUCGCCGUUGCUCAGCCACAACGCUUACACAGCCCAAUCGUCCACUUGUUGGUUCGACCAGACGUUCUUGUGACCGACGCAAAGUUUUUCGAGGUGUUCGCGCUCUCACUCAAUUCUCCUGUGAUACUUUUAAUCAGUUGUUUGAUAUUAGAGGAACUGUUAAUCCGCUGUGAUAUGUCAGAGACCUUAAUAACUUCUGUAGUUGUAUAGCUGUGAUAUUGAUAAUUUUUUUCGAACCGUCAAAAAUGACUCUAUGUACCAAACCGCCGCCAAUGGAAUCUAGCAGACCACAGAGGCGUCCGGGUCGGCCGCCUAUAGGCAAGAAAAUGAUGAACAGAGAAAUGCCCGGUAAACUGAGGUCGGCCUACAGACGAAGUCUGGACCCAUGUGAUAAUUCAAACGACAGUGGUUUAGGGUUCGAUCACCACCAUAACAACAAUAACAACGAUGGUCACCUCCAUCACCACGCGUCACUCGCGUCAGAAAGACUUACGUGGAGCGGGGAGAGAGCGGAAGCCAAAAGACUGCGUCUGGACAUCAAAAUGGAGGACGAGGAGGCGAACGACAGUUACUGUUUCCCCCCUAACGUACGACAAUGCAAAGACAACAUGUCAAUAAUAAGGACAGCACCGUCAGUGUCAGUGCCAUCUCUAAGUAUAUCGAACAACUCUAGUCCCAGCAGUAACAGGGCGGUGGCACGAUGUAACCCCAUCAUCGGUAGGCAGGUGCCCACAACGCCCGCGUCACUAACCACACAACUGCCGUACAAAUCACACUUUGGAGAUAUUGCACUGACCAUAGUCAAACAGCCUGAACAACAACACAGAGCCAGAUACCAAACAGAGGGCAGCCGAGGAGCGGUAAAAGACAGAGACGGUAAUGGUUUUCCUAUGGUUCAAUUAACGGGUUAUUACAAACCAGCAACGUUACAGGUUUAUAUUGGUACUGACGUAGGCAAAGUAGCUCCUCACAUGUUCUACCAGGCCUGUAAAGUUAGCGGUAAAAACUCGACUCCGUGCUACGAGAAGAAAAUUGAUGGUACCUGUGUUAUAGAGCUGGCUCUAGAUCCGGCGAAAGAAAUGUGUGCGAAUUGUGACUGUGUUGGUAUAUUAAAGGAAAGGAAUGUAGACGUGGAACAUCGGUUUCCUGACCAGUUAGGCAACCGAAACAAAAAGAAAUCAACGAGGUGUCGAAUGAUAUUCAGAACGACCAUCACGCACGACAAUGGCACCACCGAAACGCUACAAGUUUGUUCUCAACCUAUAGUUUGCACUCAGCCACCAGGUAUUCCGGAAAUCUGCAAAAAAUCGCUGACGUCAUGUCCGGCUAGCGGAGGUUUGGAACUGUUCGUACUGGGUAAAAACUUCCUCAAAGACACAAAGGUAUACUUCCAACAGUUCGACGAAGGUAGAGUGUCUUGGGAACAAGCUGUCGUACCUGAUAAAGAAUAUUUACAACAAACACACUUCGUGUGCGUUGUACCUCCUUACCGCAGACCCAAUAUAACCGAGCCGGUAUCGGUGAAGUUAUGUGUGGUAUCGAGCGGUAAAACUAGCGAUAUGCAUCAAUUCGUUUAUACGCCCGUUAACGGGGCAGUGAGCGUACAAAUGGAGGCCCAGCACGCGCCCCAGCCCAGCAUCGGCGGCGGCAAUCACUUCUUUAAGGGCGCGGCGUGGACGUCGCGCAAGCGCGAGCACGACCUCGACAUGAUGCCGCCGCCCGAGUCCAACAUGGUUCCCAUCUCGAGCAGGCGCUCGUCCCUCAGUUUGCCCUCCACCAGCGACGCUCAUUCACCCCCUUUGAGGGCUCUAAAGCAAGAGUACAUUGAUGAGAAUAGUCAGAGCUCGUUGCCGGACCCUUUGGAAAUCCACAGUCACGAAAGGUACAGGCCUAUUUCGGAGAGUUCUCUCGAUGUGAACCACGACUCGAACAUCUCCAUGAUCAACGACAACUCGAUCGAUAUGCUGCACCAUAAUCCUUUGAUGGCUCAUUUGAAUGACAACUCGAAUUUGAGCGUGAACGAGGAUAGUGUGGAGAUGGUGAGGAGGAGCUCGAUGUGCGAGAGUGCUGAAGCGACGGUGGUGCAUUCGAUGGUCAGCGAGGUUCCCCCAAGUACGUUAACCAUGAUGGUGGAUAAGGGAAUGGAUUUGAGAAUGAAGCAGUCACUAAACGCAACGGUAACGGACUACGUUACAAACGCCUCGUCUAUGGCAACGCUGAAAAGUUUCGGAAUCGAACCAACAAGCGCGCCAUUACCUACCCAAAGCGCACAGAGUGUCGAAAACUAUCUAACCAAAAUAGAAUCAAAGCCUAGUUUGAUUCCGGGAGAAAACAUUCCUUCAACGUCAUUUUCUCCAAUCAAAAACACCGCAGAGAAGACUGAAAUGAUGUCCUGCACCGCCUUGACGAGCGCUUUAGGACCAGCACCACCCUCAACACAGUCAGUGUUUCUCCCCACCAUGCAGCAACCUUUCGUCUCGGAAGCAACGACAACAAGCACUAUCGCAAAAUCCGAAGCAGCCGCUAUAGCAGAGCAAACACUAUCCGGUACGACGAACACUUCUAAUACCAACACAACAAUCACUAGUACCCUGGAAGGUAGCAUUUCGACCUCCAUCAAUGCUCCUAUCGAAGAGAUCUUCAAAUCUUCUCAAAACGUACUGCUUACCACCGAACCUCCGAUGCUAGUACCUCCCCCACCAAUCAAUUCUACAAUCGCUUCCCCGGUACUGCAAGGUCAUCACUCACCCGAGAUCAUGAUGAACCCGCAAAUGUCCACUGGAAUGCUAAUGGAUCCAGCUGUCUGUCAGGCUAGUAACGUAGUAACCGACGCUUCUAUCUUACCGUCACCUAUGACAGUUGCUCCGCUGAUGCCUUCAGUCACCACCAGAGAAUCUUCCACUCUUUUGAACGCCGAACCCGAGAAAGCGGUCCUUUUGGAGGCUGCGGCCGAUCUGUUUAAAACUCAAAAGAAAAUCAACGAACUGACAACCGCUCAGAGCAUAAUGAGUUUGACUCCUUCGGUGACGGAGUCCGCGGUGUUGUCGAUGCCAAACUGCUAUGUCCAGUCGUACAAUUCCUCGAUCGCUAUGUCAAAAACCUUGAGCGAGCACAUGCCGAUGCCCGUUAAAGAUGCCAUUUCUGCCGAGCAGAGCGACAACAAGAAGAACGAAGAUAGGAUUAUGGCUCAGGCAUUCACGUCGCUUUCAGAGAACGAUCUGAUAGAUUUUAUCAAUCCGAGUUGUUUCGAUCAAGGUAACUACAACCAGUAGAUAAUUUUGCACGUGUAUUUUAAUAAUCCUUGAUUAGAUUUGACUAUACUCUGUAUAAAGCUUAUUAGUGUGUGUUCAUUAAUAAAGAUAUCAUGUCUAUUUUUUUAAUGUAAUAUUUUAUAUAGUGAUUCGUAACUACUGGUACUGUUAGAGUUCUUAUUGUAGUACUGUAGAUACUACCUUUGUACAUAUUAAUAUUUUAUUUGCUCAAAAAAUCGCUCUGGAAACGUUAUUAUAUAACUUAAGUUAUUAUAUUAUUUCGUUUGGUAGUUUAGUAGAAUUAUAUAGGCUUAUCGUAUGUACUAACAAAAAGCUAAUUCUAUUUUUUGUGUAGUAUACCUAUAUUAUUAAGAGAUUGAUGUUAUAUAUUUGUAUAACGGUAGAGUAAUAUUGCAUGCUUUUCAUCAGAAACAGUGAGCACAAUGUUGAUUUUUAAGACGUUAAAAAUAAAAAUGUUUAUUCUUUUCAGUAUAAGUGAUUGGUGGAGGCUUUUUCAAUGUCCGUACUUAUUGAAGUCAGUGGCCUUUAUUUCGAAUUAUAUUUCCAAGUGCAGCUUUUUUCAUCGAGACAUGAAAAAAGAAUAUUUUUUUACCAGAAAUUUAUGAUGACUAAAAACUGCACUAUACUACUCAUCCAUAGAAAAGAAAAAUAAAAUAUUUGAUCUGGUAUAUAAACAUGAAUUAUUCCGUUACAUUUCCUAAUAAUGGAUGUAUUGUUGUUUGUUUUUUUUUGUUUUACUUUUGGUGAAAAUAUUUCGUUAAAUGUAAUCACUCCAAGCGAACGAAAUUUCACACAGAAUUUGUUUUCCAUGAAAGCGGUUUUUAGAUAAAUUAUUUUUCGUAAUACGUGUCUUAUAAUAUAAUUAAUUGUAUCUUGAAUUGUUAUUUCUUAGUAUUUAAGUUUAUUGGUUUACAAAAAAGUGGAUAAAACGUAUACAUUAAUUAUUGUAAAUGUACAAGUAUUGUGUGUUGAAAAAAUAAAACUAUAUUAUUUGUUAUUGUUUAAUCAUUAUAAAUAUAUUACUGGAUAAAUU